GUGUGCGCCCGCACGCACACAGGCGCGGCUACUUGUAAUGUACAAUUACCAGUAAUAAACGAGCAUCUAUCAGAGCCGGUUGUUUCACUUGUUUCACUUAAGUACUUGCAUAUACCUCACUGGCGACGAUCCGCGUCUUACCCGCGUGUGUAUUUAGAAAUAACCGUUAUAAUGGCUACUAAAACUUCUAUCGGAAAUUUAAGUCAGUUUGACCAUAAUACCCAAGAAUGGGAAAUUUUCAGUAGUCGUUUGAAGCAGUUCAUCAUUUUAAACGAAAUUAAAGAUGAGAUGAAGCAGGCAGUGCUACUGACACACCUGCAUGACGAUACAUACCGGCUAUUGAAGAACCUUGUGUACCCAAAAAAGGUAGAAGUCGUUGGGUACGACGAGCUGUUGAAGGUGCUCGACGGUCAUUUUACUCCGAAGAGGUGUACCUUCGCUGAUAAGAGCAAAUUCUACGAGGCAACGCGUGACGUGGGGGAGAGUGUCGAGAAGUGGGCGGCUAGGAUCAGAGGACUCGCCGUGCACUGCGAGUUUGGAACCUCGCUGGACAUGCUGCUGCUGGACAAGUUCGUGCUGGGGCUACGCGCCGGCAAGGAGCGCGAGCGACUCUUCGAGCAGGACGUCACCACGCUCACGCUGGCGAAGGCGAUGGAGCUGGCACAGCAGACGGAGUGUGCGCAGAAGGCGCGCGCAGACGCGGUGGCCGUGACCGUGAAGCAGGAGCCGGUGUACCGGGCGGGCGCGCAGCCGUCCGCCGGCCGCCGGGACCCCGAGGCGAGGACCUGCUCGGUGUGCGGUAUGAGGAGCCACGACGAGAGUAGGUGCCGAUACAAGUCCUACCGGUGCCAGCUGUGUGGUGAAAAAGGACACCUCAAGAAAGUGUGUACUUCCAAAAAGCAGUCCAAGUGUCGCGUGAACAAUGUUGAAGCGACAGAGUUCUCGGCAGAAGGUGGAGACUGUGAUAAUUGCCAGGAAUGUAAACUUCUAAGCUUAAGAUGUAAACAUUAAUCAGAGCUCGAGUGAGGUAACAAGGUUGUUAAAUCAAUUUAGGAGUUUAUUCGAAGAAGGGUUGGGCAAAUUUAAUAAGUUCAAAGUCCACUUGCAAUUGAAAGAGAACGUUAAACCUAAGUUUUUCAAACCGCGGUCAGUUCCGUUUGC
Molecule: messenger RNA, 1161 nt
Organism: Cydia amplana
Lineage: Eukaryota; Metazoa; Arthropoda; Insecta; Lepidoptera; Tortricidae
Exons: 2
Coding region: 172-1011 (279 amino acids)
Source: RefSeq, a predicted model, not a curated record